GUCGCCGCCACUGAAUGCAUCCCGGCCGCUUGCUAAGCGGCUAGCGCCCACACCGCCGCAAUAUAAACCCGUCCUCAUCACACACACACACACACACAGAGUGUCUCUCUCUCCCUCUCUCUCCCCCCGAUCCAUCGUUGCUGCAUUUGCAUUUGCAUUCAGCACGAGGUCUACUGCGAGAGAUGGACAAUUCGGUGUCGGACCGGAGCUUCCUCAUCGACAGCGACGAGGAGGACGACGCCGCCGCCGCCGUCGAGGAUGGGAAGCGUCGCGGCCACGGCGGCGAUGAGUCGGACGACGGGUCGGACUCGUCGUCUUCGUGCGGUACCCCGCGGGUCGCCGCCGCCGGCGGUGGCGGUGGCGGCCGCGGCAGCCAGCCCAGCUCCUAUACGCAGCAGUGGCCUCAGAGCUACAGGCAGUCGAUUGACAUGUACAGUAGCGUGCAAUCCCCGAACCUGAGCUUCCUGGGCACUCCGACGCUGAGCCGUCUAUCAAACUCAUUCCUGACCGCCUCGUUCCGGGGAAAGCCGCCGGAGAUCAUCUCCGGGCUCAUCAAGCCACUGCUGCCGACGACGGCGGCGGCCGACGACGAAGGUGACCGCCGGCAACAGCAGCACGAAGAUGGCCGGAAGAGCUCGCAGUACCUCCUGCCGCCGAGGAGGCCGUCGUCUCUGCAGAAGAUCCCCGAGGAUCAGAAGCCGCUGGUGGUUGGACACCACGAGGUUGGGCCCUACCGGCAGUGCACCUACACUCAGGGCGUCUUGAACGGAGUGAAUGUCCUGUGUGGUGUGGGGGUCCUAUCAACGCCUUAUGCUGUCAAGCAAGGUGGCUGGCUUGGGCUGAUUAUAUUGGCUCUGUUGGCUGUGUUGGCAUGGUACACCGGCAUCCUGCUGAAACGCUGCCUGGACAGCAAGGAAGGCCUUGAGACCUACCCGGACAUUGGCCACGCAGCUUUCGGCACCACCGGUCGCAUCGUCAUCUCGGUAAUUCUAUACAUGGAACUGUUUGCCUGUUGCAUUGAGUAUCUGAUAUUAGAGAGUGAUAAUUUGUCAAAGUUGUUCCCCAAUGCACACCUGACCAUUGGGACAUUUACAAUAAAUGCGCAUAUAUUAUUCGCAAUCCUGACUACUCUGAUUGUCAUGCCAACAACUUGGCUUCGCGAUCUCAGCUGUCUAAGCUUCAUUUCAGCUGGAGGAGUGAUUGCAUCUAUAGUCAUUGUUGCUUGCCUGUUCUGGGUUGGACUUGUUGAUCACAUUGAGGCCAAGGAUGAAGGGACAGCACUGAAUCUCCCAGGAAUUCCCAUUGCCGUUGGGUUGUAUGGCUACUGCUACUCAGGUCAUGGAGUGUUCCCUAACAUCUACUCUUCCAUGAAGAAACGCAGCCAGUUCCCUGCUGUUAUUUUCACCUGCAUUGCAUUAUCUACUGUUUUGUUUGCUGGUGCUGCAAUUAUGGGAUACAUAAUGUUUGGUGAAUCAACAGAAUCUCAGUUCACAUUGAACUUGCCAUCUAAUCUGGUAGCUUCCAAGAUUGCCGUCUGGACAACGGUGACAAAUCCAAUAACUAAAUAUGCACUGACCAUGACUCCUCUUGCCCUUAGUAUGGAGGAGUUGCUACCUCCUAAUCGACAGACAUACUCAAACAUAGUCAUGCUUAGAUCAGCACUUGUGCUAUCUUCCCUCAUUGUGGCUCUCUCUGUUCCAUUCUUCGGACUUGUUAUGUCACUAGUUGGGUCCUUCCUCACCAUGUUUGUGGCGUAUAUUCUACCAUGUGCAUGCUUCUUGGCAAUCCUUAGGAGAACAGUGACUUGGUAUCAGGUACUGCUAUGUGUAUUCAUCAUUGUUGUUGGGCUCUGCUGUGCUGGUGUGGGCACAUACUCAUCUUUAUCUAAGAUAAUCCAAAACUACAAGUGAAUGCAUGCUUUUCUAGCAUCAUUGUUUCUACUAGAAGAAAUGUUUUCUGCAAGUUUCAUGUAAAGUUAUAUAUAUAUUUAUAUAGUAUGUAAUCUCAAAGGUGUAUUAGUCUGAGGUGCUUUGCAAAAGGGAGGACAUUAGGGUGAACCCACCUUGGUUUUCUUUGUGUAAGUUUUGUUAGUCAUGGUAAGGUUGGCAUAUUCAAUUUUGACAUGCAUCAUUUUUUGGUAUCCAUGACUGUCCAUUUCGUGUGUGUCA
Messenger RNA from Oryza sativa Japonica Group (Japanese rice), 2168 nucleotides. RefSeq names its product amino acid transporter AVT1C. The record is from RefSeq and is a predicted model, not a curated record. Gene Ontology annotation, cellular component: membrane. NCBI's taxonomy places the organism in Eukaryota, Viridiplantae, Streptophyta, Magnoliopsida, Poales, Poaceae. Gene Ontology annotation, biological process: amino acid transmembrane transport. Gene Ontology annotation, molecular function: amino acid transmembrane transporter activity.